GUUGACGUAUAUUUGACGUUGACUAGUACAGGAAGUUCCUUUAGUUUGUUAGUUGACAGAUUUCCUUAAUCGAUUAUCUUAAUAGACUUGCCCUUUGUGCUCGAUAUAAGGAAGUAAAUAUGUAAUAUAUGUCAACAUUUUUCUAUUACUACUGUUAUGCAUCACGCUCAAUAAGGACAGCGGUGUAGUUUCAGUGAAUCGCUCAUUCUGUUGAGUAACUCAAGCCGGUGAUGAUGUCGUGCUCGCUGGAGAAGGUGCUCGGCGACGCGCGGACGCUUCUGGAGCGGCUGAAGGAGCACGACACGGCCGCGGAGAGUCUCAUCGAUCAGUCGAGCGUCCUCAGCCAGAAGAUCCACAGCAUGAAGGAGGUCGGAAACACUCUCCCUGACAAGUACACGGAGGAAGGCACAGAGUAUCAGGAGCUGUCCAGAUACAAACCUCAUGUCCUGCUAAACCAGGAGAACACCCAAAUCAAAGAUCUCCAGCAGGAGAACAAAGAGCUCUGGCUGUCUCUGGAGGAACACCAGUACGCUUUAGAGCUGAUCAUGGGCCGAUACCGAAAACAGAUGCUUCAGCUGAUGAUGGAGAAGAAAGAGCUGGAUACCAAACCUGUGCUCAACCUUCACCAUGAUCAUGCCAAGGAGGUUCAAAACCAGUUGGAGCGGAUCUGUGAAAUGGGUCAAGUUAUGCGUCAAGCUGUACAGAUGGAUGACCAGCACUACUGCUCUGUGAAAGAGCGACUGGCACAGCUUGAAAUUGAAAACAAGGAGCUCAGGGAUCUGCUGUCCAUCAGCAGCAGCACCAUCAGGCCGAAUAGAGAGGAGACAAACCCACCAGAGACGGCGGCCAAAACCCCUGAGAAACAGGAGUCCUAAUAGAGGAAAUGUUACUUUAGAUGGCAGUUUGUAUAUUUGUAUGUCGGGUGAUGUUAAAAUCUUUAUUAGGUUUUCUAGUGUUCUUCUGAACUGUCCUGGCGGUGGUUUACAGUAGCUUCCUGCUGCCCGAUGAUGCACUUUCUGAUGUUUAUUGUUAAUGAUGCUGAUGUUUUUGUUCAGGAAAGCUCAGUUUUAAUAAUAGACACUUAAUAGCUGCAAUGCAAAUUGCAAAUGUGCAUUAUAGAUAAAUUCUGCCUCUAUUUCUAGUAGCAUUUUCCCCAAAAAAUGUUUAUUAUAAAAUGAGAUUUUUGUCUUAAAUUGAUUCGUAGCUUUACCUUCAGCAGGUUUAUAGGUCAUCUUAGGUCACACGAUUAAAUUGACAGCUGUCUAAUGUGUUUGGAGUAUUCUGUAUAUGUGAAAACAGAUUAUUAACAGACCUAUUAACUAACCUCAGCAUAAGAUAGUUGUAUCGAUAAUAAAGUUGUAUGUAUCAGCAGUAUUGCAUCUGUAAACAGUUUGAUGUGAUGUUCUUGUACGUUGUGUCACAUGUACAACACACUUCCACAGUGAAAACCGCCACUCAACAUUUGCCAGUCUUUUUAUUGUAAGUUGUCGUAUUUUCAUCUCAGGAAAGCAAUCAUAUGUACCACAGUUGUUAUUUUGUAUAACUCAGUAUGUAAAAUAAAAUAGAAAUAUUCAAGUUUAAA
Ctenopharyngodon idella (grass carp) is the source of this 1582-nucleotide messenger RNA. It is a transcript of the gene sike1, whose product is annotated as suppressor of IKBKE 1. Bases 231 to 875 code for a protein of 214 amino acids. Lineage: Eukaryota; Metazoa; Chordata; Actinopteri; Cypriniformes; Xenocyprididae. The transcript is spliced from 5 exons. The record is from RefSeq and is a predicted model, not a curated record.